CUUCUGCGAGCCACACUCGGCGCCCGCCUGCCCGCCGGGGUCUCGGCGAUCGCUGCUCCUCCUCCUCCUUUUUCUCCUCCUCCUCCUCCUCCUCCCCCCGCCGCCUCGCCACCGCCGCGGCUCGGGCUGGAGGCGCCGCUGUCAUUCCUACGGCGGAGGAGCCGGCGCUGCCUGUGCCUGGGGGUCGGGGCGCAGGCGAGCCGGGCCGCGGGGAACCCAACAGGUAGAGCCCGGGGUGUCCGGCAGCGCACCCCCACACGCAUCAUGCAGCUCUUUGUCACCUCUCUCGCCCCCAGGCCAAAAUCCUGAGCAUGAUGGAAGACAAUAAGCAGCUCGCGCUCCGCAUCGAUGGGGCGGUCCAGUCGGCCAGCCAGGAGGUGACCAACCUGCGAGCCGAACUCACGGCCACCAACCGGAGACUGGCGGAACUGAGCGGCGGCCCCGGCGCGGGCCCUGGGGCCGCGGGCAGCGCCUCGGCGGCGGCGGCGGACUCGGCGGCAGCGAGCAUGGAGAACCAGCAGCUCGGCGCACAAGUGCUACUGCGAGAAGAAGUGUCCCGGCUCCAGGAGGAAGUGCACCUUCUCCGGCAGAUGAAGGAGAUGUUGGCCAAGGACCUGGAGGAGUCGCAGGGCGGCAAGGCCUCCGAGGUCCUCUCGGCCACCGAGCUCAGGGUCCAGCUGGCCCAGAAGGAGCAGGAGCUGGCCAGAGCCAAAGAAGCCUUGCAGGCCAUGAAAGCCGACCGGAAGCGCUUGAAGGGCGAGAAGACGGACCUGCUGAGCCAGAUGCAGCAGCUGUACGCCACGCUGGAGAGCCGCGAGGAGCAGCUGCGCGACUUCAUCCGCAACUACGAGCAGCAUCGCAAGGAAAGCGAGGAGGCCGUCCGGGCACUGGCCAAGGAGAAGGACCUGCUGGAGCGUGAGAAGUGGGAGCUGCGGCGCCAGGCCAAGGAGGCCACGGACCACGCCACGGCGCUGCGCUCCCAGCUGGACCUCAAAGACAACCGCAUGAAGGAGCUGGAGGCUGAGCUGGCCAUGGCCAAACAGUCCUUAGCCACCCUGACCAAGGACGUCCCCAAGAGGCACUCCCUCGCCAUGCCGGGCGAGACGGUGCUCAACGGCAACCAGGAGUGGGUGGUCCAGGCCGACCUCCCGCUGACCGCAGCCAUCCGGCAGAGCCAGCAGACACUCUACCACUCUCACCCCCCACACCCCGCAGACCGGCAAGCGGUCAGGGUAAGCCCUUGCCAUUCCCGGCAACCCUCUGUCAUCUCUGAUGCAUCCGCCGCCGAGGGCGACCGGUCAUCCACGCCGAGCGACAUCAACUCCCCGCGACACCGGACACACUCCCUCUGCAACGGCGACAGUCCCGGCCCCGUUCAGAAGAACCUGCACAACCCUAUUGUACAGUCACUAGAGGAUCUUGAAGACCAAAAACGGAAGAAGAAGAAGGAGAAGAUGGGAUUUGGCUCCAUCUCGCGCGUCUUCGCCAGAGGGAAGCAGCGGAAGUCCCUCGACCCCGGCCUCUUUGAUGACUCGGAUAGCCAGUGUAGCCCCACGCGGCAGAGCCUCAGUCUGUCGGAGGGAGAGGAACAGAUGGACCGGCUGCAGCACGUGGAGCUGGUGCGGACCACGCCCAUGUCCCACUGGAAGGCGGGCACCGUGCAGGCCUGGCUGGAGGUGGUCAUGGCCAUGCCCAUGUAUGUCAAGGCCUGCGCCGAGAACGUCAAGAGUGGGAAGGUGCUGCUAAGCCUGAGUGAUGAGGACCUGGAGCUGGGCCUGGGUGUGUGCAGCUCCCUGCACCGGCGCAAGCUCCGACUGGCCAUUGAGGACUACCGCGACGCCGAGGCAGGCAGGAGCUUAUCCAAAGCGGCCGACCUGGACCAUCACUGGGUGGCCAAGGCUUGGCUGAACGACAUCGGCCUGUCCCAGUACUCCCAGGCCUUCCAGAACCACCUGGUUGACGGGCGGAUGCUGAAUUCCCUGAUGAAGCGGGACUUGGAGAAGCACCUGAAUGUGUCCAAGAAAUUCCACCAGGUCAGCAUCCUGCUGGGGAUCGAGCUGCUGUACCAAGUGAACUUCAGCAGGGAGGCUCUCCAGGAACGCCGGGCCCGAUGCGAGACCCAGAAUACAGAUCCCGUGGUUUGGACCAACCAGCGGGUACAUAAGUGGGUGCGAGACAUCGACCUGAAGGAGUAUGCAGACAACCUGACCAACAGCGGAGUGCAUGGUGCCGUGCUGAUGCUGGAACCCACGUUCAACGCUGAGGCCAUGGCCACCGCCCUGGGCAUCCCCAGCGGGAAACACAUCCUCAGGAGGCACCUGGCUGAGGAGAUGAGCGCCAUCUUCCACCCGGCCAAUUCCACAGGAAUCCGGGAGGCUGAGCGCUUUGGGACGCCCCCCGGGAGGGCCCCCAGCAUCACCAGGGCAGGAAAGGAAGAAAACAGUGGUAGUACCAAGUACAAGUCCAGCCGGCUGCCUCUGGGGAAGAUAGGAAGGGGCUUCAGCAGCAAAGACCCCGACUUCCACGAUGACUACGGCUCCCUUCAAAACGAAGACUGUGGUGACGACGACCUCCAGGGCAGGCCCGAGCAGUGCCGGCUAGACGGCUACAACAGCCUGGAGGUCACCAACGUGUGAGGUCCCCAGGGCUCAACCAGACGCUACCACGGAGGGAGAGCUAGGGAGAG
Messenger RNA from Ochotona curzoniae (black-lipped pika), 2686 nucleotides. RefSeq names its product kazrin, periplakin interacting protein (gene KAZN). Bases 312 to 2636 code for a protein of 774 amino acids. Gene Ontology annotation, molecular function: protein binding. The record is from RefSeq and is a predicted model, not a curated record. Lineage: Eukaryota; Metazoa; Chordata; Mammalia; Lagomorpha; Ochotonidae. The transcript is spliced from 15 exons.